Messenger RNA from Trichophyton benhamiae CBS 112371, 762 nucleotides. RefSeq lists its product as uncharacterized. NCBI's taxonomy places the organism in Eukaryota, Fungi, Ascomycota, Eurotiomycetes, Onygenales, Arthrodermataceae. The transcript is spliced from 2 exons. The record is from RefSeq and is a predicted model, not a curated record. The coding region runs from base 1 to 762 and encodes 253 amino acids.
AUGGGAAGCGUCACCGGCCCAACGCGCUCUCUACGGAGCAACACAAAAUUUCCAGCCGAAGAACCGUCUGCUCAGAAGUUGUUCAACAACAUUCGAAAUGAGAUUUUAAACACAAACCACUCUACUGAUCUGACUUUCCAAAAUAUUUCUCCUUCUGCCGGAUUCCAAAUUGCAACAUCAUUUUCAGAGGAUCCCGAGAUUGAAAGGGCGCUUCCUCGCAUUUCGUAUAACCCUUUAACCAAAGUUCUGACUGCCCGAGUUAUGCCGACUACAGUCCAUGACUGCCACCAAGAGUGGCUUUCAAAAGAGCUGCGCGGUAUGGUUACGGCUGGAUUCUUGACGGAAGCAGAAAUAGAUGAACUAAGACUCCGCGUUGGAACGAGUAUGAUGCACCUAUUCAGCUUUUAUUUCACCUUUCUUUCCUUUUUGAAGUUCAAUUUGAUUGACAUUCUCUUAUUAGCUUUUACUGGUUUUGCGGCACCAUAUACCUCCGCUGUAAAAGAGCCUGAUGCGUGUAUCCUUCCGGACUCAUUGCCUCUACCAACUAUUGCUGUCGAGUCAGGCUGGUCGGAGUCUUGGCCACGGUUGGAGGCUGACAAGGAUCUUUGGCUUAUCGGAGGCACAGCCGUUGAGCUAGUGUUCUUAAUUCGAUGGACCAAGAUAAGUAAUGGCCGUGUAAAAGGAGAUUUGCACGUUCAUGGAAGGGAUCUUGCUGGGAAUGUUGUCUUACUACAGACUGAGGUAUGUGACUGCUAUAUUUGA